Messenger RNA from Amoebophrya sp. A25, 4243 nucleotides. Lineage: Eukaryota; Dinophyceae; Syndiniales; Amoebophryaceae. The record is from the annotation of a GenBank genome assembly.
AUGGAGCAGUCCAGCGAUGUAGACAGCGCGGCGCUACGUAUUAUGAAUCAACAUAAAAUGAGAAGUACUACUAUCCUUAGUUGUACUAUUAUAUACAAUGAUAAAGAAUAUUUGGAUGCCUCUGGUGCUUCACUCCCUAAUUCGUACACUCUCAGAAUGAUCAUUGGAUAAAAUUGAUGACUUUUUCUUCCUUGUGGUUUUGCUGAUUUUCUUCGUUGUGGUUCUUUACUUAGAAGUUCAAUGAAGUACAGGAAGGACGAUCAGUCGGAUCUGCUAGUAGAUGAAGUAGAUGAACUUUCGGAUACUACUUCUUGUUGACGUACACCACGACUUCAUGAACAAAAGGGUUAAUAGUACCCCUAUCUGUGUUUUUUAGAUCAUAUUAUGUCCAAUGGUUUUAUAAUUACAUAAUAGUUUACUACUACUUGUUGGUGCACCAGCCAACAACUUUGUUUAGAAGUAUCAACAUCUUUAAUUUGUGUCCUUUUGUUAUGCUGCUUGGGUAAAUUUCUGUUGCUUCUAAUCGCACCGGCUUGGUUCCUGUUCUGGGACAAGGCAUUAUUCCGGGAAUCUGCGACGACGGUUUUGACGUAUUCCUCCCAAGCUUUGGGCAGGGCCCGAACACCGGAUUCCUACCUGAGUUUUUGCUUUAAGGCCUUGAAGACGUCAAUUAUAGAGUUCGGAAUGAAAGAGUAUCUUCCCUACUUCCAAGCUCAAUCCUCGAUAUUACUUAUAUGAUAUUAUACCUACUUCGAUGUCGAACCUAAGGGGAAUAUAGUGUAAUAAAGUGGGGUCUAAAUUUUUUUCUAGGUCAUGUCAAAAACACAGGUGGGACACAUAACACUAUGACGAGCAGCAUCGGUUGUAUUGAACUCUUGCGACGAUGAUAUUUCUAAUCUUGCGAUGAGAAAGCGCCGGGAUACGUGAAGACGAACGAAUUCCUUCAAGCUGAGGCCGAUGCCUCAAUUUUUGUGCUCGGCGCCAACAGUGGUCGGGAAGGAUUCGUUGCGCCAGUCCUGCGUGAACAAGCGAAGACUAUUUCAAGUAUGGCUGAACCGGUGUGAUAUUAUUGGACUUGGUUAUACGCUGCUUAGAAGCUGGAGUAAGUAGGCAGAACUUCAAUCAAGUAGGAUCCGGAUUAUAACAGGGGCAGGCGCAUGACGUCGACGUGGCUGCCUCUUUUAAUAAGUAGACAGAUACACAGACAGAUUGCAGUCCGUAUCCUAUCUCUCUACUCGCUCUCUCUAUCAUCUACUUACUUUGUAACCGCAUUUUUGAGUUUCCUUAGAGUAGAAAUUCCAAUUGAGUUGAAAAUAUCUGGCAGAUACCACAAGGAAGACUCUUUAGUUUCUACGUAACAGACGCAAGAUAGAUGCAAAAGUCCGUAUUUUGAGAAUUUAGAUGAUGUAAAAAGUCCUUGCUUCAUAGACCAGAACAUUCUCGCAAUGGUACAAGGCCGCAAGAGGCAUUACAAUCCGCACAAGCCUUUCAAGGGGUCGCUGAAUGUCGGCUCAAAUCCGAUGACAAUCAAGAUUGGUAACGUUAAGGCUCAGACUUCGUUGGUCACUGAGAGUCGUCUCUGACAUCAAGGAAGCGGCACCUUGAGGAAACAAGGGAAAACAAGGUGAGAGCUGUGAAGGUGGGAGUCUCUCUUGUCCCCCUUCAGAGUGGAAUCAGUGACCAAUCACUUUCGACCUUUAAUAACGGAAACGGUUCAUAUAUGAUUUGGAACAACCUGCCUCAGCCAGAUAAGACGCUUAUCAACUCCUGCGGCUUCCCGUGCUGCCCUUGUACUUGUGCCGCCGCUGGUUGCAAUCCAGCUGGCUGCUUUAUGGCUCCUGUUAGUUUGCGUCGUCUCCUUUCCUCUCUAUAAACUAUUAGAUCCAUCCAUCAUCCACUGCGUAUUGUUGUAGUAUUUGGCUGGCCUUAAUCACAAUAAUACUUCGUUCCCUUUGUGUCACUUCCCCGAUAACUCAGAGUGAGUUAGAUGGAGUUUAUUUUUACUCCAAUUCUCCUCCGAAGUUCCAGCUUAAGAGAACAUUUAGAAGUGAAUCUACCUAAUCGUAAUCUGACCAUUGUAAUGCUACUAAAGAACCCUGUAAGUAUCGCAUGCAUUCCUAGUAGUAUUGGACCUUUUAGUUACAGGAACAGGCUUUAGCUGGACUAAUAUAGAUGAUAGUACCAUUGUUCAAGAACGGACUAGUAAGACGAAAGAAAGUAGCCGGGCCAUUUUCCCUAGUCUUACUCCAUUCAUCCAAACGAUAGUACAAGAACGAAAAGGAGUUCUUACACAGUCAUAAAAUGUAGUUCAGAAUACGUUCUACAGAUUGUAUGUCCUGAUCAUGUCUCUACUCUAGUAGUUCUAUGAUCUCAUGAUGAGUCAUGACGAGAGUGAUAACCCUCCAUUGAAUGUGGUCGUAGCCCGUUCAUACAAUUUCUCUGCGGAUUCUGUUGUGCGGCACCGGAGGGAGAGCGCGUGGCGAAGGCCUAUGAACUUAUUCUCGGGACAGCGGGGGUGAAAGCUUUCUUAAGGCUAUAGAUACCACUUAAUUUAUCUUUGCUUGCAUCCUAGGCUGGCAGCAAAGUAUCUAUAUGUGUGCUUAUCUGUACCUUUGUAAUCUCGCUAUAUUAUUUCUUAAAAUUCAAAGGUCUACAUGUUUAGCUUUGCUUGCAUCCUUGAGAUGUGUGCCCGCCGCGUUGUAUCUUCUUCCUGAUAUUACUCUUCAAGGAAGCAGGAGAAAGAUGAACUAUCGAUAGUAGCUCUAACUUUCCCUGCCAUGAUUGGAAACACGAAGUACGCGACUUUCGGGUCAAAGUCUUUAAAAGCUUCCCCGCCGCUGGAUGCACCGGGCCAAAAUGUGAUGCCCAAGAGUAUUCCUUAAGCAAUCACUUGAGAGGAGCAAGUGUAGCUAUGUAUUUGAGAACAUGAUGCUGAUCAUGGUGAGCUCGAGCUAUCAAAUUAUAGGUGUGGAACAUAUGUAAUAGCGUUUCUUAGUCGAUGACUGCAGCACUAACUACAUGCCAUAGGAUGGCGCGGGGAACGAGGACGAUGAAGGUUAUCAACUGCCAAGAAAAUGUAAGGAAUAUUUUCACUUUUAUUUGAAAUCAUAUCCGAGCAGUUAUCCUAUUUUCAGUGGCUAAUUGACUUAAGUCGAUGAGUAAUGGCUUCUUGAUUCAAGAGACUAAGUAAGUACAUAAAAAUGGGGUUGGGGACUCCACGUGCUUCGCGGACGUAUGUGUCAUCGAUGUUGUGACGUGUGCUUAUUACUCACCCUAAAGAGUUUCUCAUUUAGAAUAGACGGUAACUGAUAAUAUGCAUUGAUAAUGCAUACUACGAUUGAUAGAUUGAGUUUGAAACUUUGAUACGAGUGCUCUCAUUUCGAUGGUUGGUUUGAACCAAUGUGAAAAUACACUACAAGCACUCACUACCCUGUGAAUGGGUACUGCAAGAAUUACUACCAGAACUAGUUGUACUCAUAAAUGUUUAUGUUGAUACUAUUUGUUUCAUUCUAUGCUACAUACUCACACUCAGCUUGAUUGUAUCUAGAGUCGUUUAUGCACGAAUAUGCAAUAAAACUCAUUGGAAGAAAAAAUAUGGCCGCCUCUUUGUGGGCGGACCAACUCUUAUCCUAUCCUAUCUUCAUAGUCAUGAAAGUUUCAAUAUCCCUCGUCUUUCUCCUCUCAUCGAAUUUUAGUUAUAGAAAACGUGACUAUCAUCUUGUUGGACCGACCUUGCGCCUAUGUGGUGUAUGCUUUCUACCGCAUCUGCGGAUUGGUUCAAACAAGUUUGAUGUCGUGAACCCGCGCCUUGUUCAUUAGGCUAUACUUGUAUGUUUUAUGGUACGUUGUCACAUACAUGUGUAGCCGCAUGAAGCUUGUGCCGCGAUAUUUGUAGUUCAAUUAUCUUGUCGAUCACUGGUAAAAAUACAAUACUUGUCGUGUGUUGUAGAUGAUGAAGAGUUUUGAUUUAUAGAGCAGAAACAAACUAAUUUUAAUUUAAGUUUUCACAAUUUUUCACUGGAGAAAGAAUCAAUGAACAUCUGCAUAUUUUCAUCCCACUAAGCGAAAGUACUUAAGUAGCCAUAUCAUUGCUCUUGAGCAUCAAUGCUGAACCCAAGAGAAUGGUACACGUUGCGCGUGUAGACGAGUAUGGAGUAAUGAAAAUGAGAAAAUGAAUACGAAAUGAUAAUAGGGUACCCCGAGUGAACCAAUCACAAUCAGAGGGAGUCUAGAAGAAAGGAAG